Ilex paraguariensis (yerba mate) is the source of this 1401-nucleotide messenger RNA. Lineage: Eukaryota; Viridiplantae; Streptophyta; Magnoliopsida; Aquifoliales; Aquifoliaceae. The record is from the annotation of a GenBank genome assembly.
AUGGAAGGCGAUUUCUUUCCUUUCUUGAUCAUGGUUAUUGUACAGUUGGGCUAUGCCGGAAUGAACAUCGUAUCAAAGCUUGCCAUGGAUUCCGGCAUGGACCCAUUUAUCCACGUAACUUACCGGCAGAUCUUUGCCACCGUAGCUAUUGCUCCAUUCGCUUAUUUCUUGGAGAGAAAAAAAAGGCCUAAGAUGACACUGCCUAUUUUCUUCCAGAUUUUCUUAUCUUCAAUUUUUGGGGCAACUUUGAACCAAAUUACUUACUUUAUUGGACUGAAAAAUUCUACUCCAACAAUUGCUUGUGCAUUAUCAAAUAUACUCCCAGCAGUAACUUUUCUCCUUGCUGUCUUCUUUCGAUUAGAAAGUGUGGGAAUAAAGAGGAGGCCUGGGCAAGCGAAGGUGUUGGGAACCCUAGUGUGUGUAGGUGGUGCCAUGCUACUGUCAUUCUACCAUGGACCUGUCAUCCCAAUUGGUGAAUCAACCAUACACUGGAAAUAUGCAGAGAAGAUGGCCAACGUUAAUCCUGCCACCCACACCAACUUCAUCUUGGGCCCCCUUCUUCUCAUAGCAAGCUCAGUUUCCUGGGCAGUUUGGUUCAUUGUCCAAGCGAGAAUGAGCACCAAGUAUCCAGCUCCAUACUCAAGUUCUGCGUUGAUGUGUUUAAUGGCCAGCUUUCAAUGUGUGAUUAUCGGCUUUGGGGUUAAGCGUGAGGCAUCUGCAUGGGCAUUGAGUCCUAGCAUCCGAGCUGUUUCAAGUGUUUAUGCUGGUAUUGUUUGUUCUGCAAUGGCAUUUUGCCUUAUGUCUUGGUGUAUCGAAAGGAAAGGUCCUCUCUAUGUCUCAGUGUUCAGCCCCUUGUUGCUUGUCAUUGUUGCUAUCCUCAGUUGGGCUUUACUUCAGGAGAAAUUAUUCGCGAGAAUGAGCACCAAGUAUCCAGCUCCAUACUCAAGUUCUGCGUUGAUGUGUUUAAUGGCCAGCUUUCAAUGUGUGAUUAUCGGCUUUGGGGUUAAGCGUGAGGCAUCUGCAUGGGCAUUGAGUCCUAGCAUCCGAGCUGUUUCAAGUGUUUAUGCUGGUAUUGUUUGUUCUGCAAUGGCAUUUUGCCUUAUGUCUUGGUGUAUCGAAAGGAAAGGUCCUCUCUAUGUCUCAGUGUUCAGCCCCUUGUUGCUUGUCAUUGUUGCUAUCCUCAGUUGGGCUUUACUUCAGGAGAAAUUAUUCGUUGGAACUGUUGUAGGGUCUGUCUUAAUUGUUAUAGGACUAUAUGGAGUUCUCUGGGGAAAGAACAAGGAGAUAGCAUCAACAAGCCAUAUUGAGGAGCCAUAUGACCAAGAGACACAAGACAUGAAGGACGACUUGGAAUUACUGUUUUCUGAGGUUUCAAAGAGGAAUCUUCCUGCUAAGCACUGA